Zasmidium cellare ATCC 36951 is the source of this 819-nucleotide messenger RNA. RefSeq lists its product as uncharacterized. The transcript has 2 exons. Lineage: Eukaryota; Fungi; Ascomycota; Dothideomycetes; Mycosphaerellales; Mycosphaerellaceae. Bases 1 to 819 code for a protein of 272 amino acids. The record is from RefSeq and is a predicted model, not a curated record.
AUGGACGGCCCGCCGCCUUCCUCAACAACACCAACAACCGACCCCUCAAAACUCGAAUCCACCAACACGACAACAACCCUCCCACCCCUCCCCCUCAACCUCUCCACCCACAAACCCUUCAUAACCCUCCACUGGCUUCCCAUAAUGCUCACCUCCGGAAUCCUCCCCAUAACUCUCUACUUCGCCCUCCACUACGGCACCUCCCUCUCCCUCACCGUCGUCCUCACCAUCCCCCUCGUCCUCAUGGGCGUCGUCUCUCUCACAGCCCUCCUCCGGCGGAGCUGGAGACUUUCCUGCAAGGAGUCGGCUUGCCGACCUUUAGGGUGUGAGGCGAUGCGCUGGAGCGGGGAUUUCUUCCACUGGAAUUUCCUCGGCGGGUUCGUGGUUCUGACGGUGGUGAUUUCCGUCGAGAUAGGGGUGGGGAGUCUCUGUGCGUUGCCGUUGAGUCUUCCGAUCUUCUACAUCAGCGUUGAGCUGCUGAUUGCGCAGGUGGCGAUGCGGGCGGGGUGGAGGACGCCGGUGAGGAUGAGUAGUCUCCCCAGAGGUAGUCCCACUCACCCUGGGACUUUCAUCCUUGUGGAAGACGUUGUGGCUGUUGAUGGGGGGUUGGGGAGGGAGUGGAGAGAGGUGUGGGGGAGGCGGUAUGAAGCUGAUGGUGAGCUAAGGGCUUUGUUGAGGAGGUUGGAUCUGCUCUGGGCGAUUAAUAAAGACAUUGGGUAUACUGUGGGUUGGGGACUGCCCUGGGUUUGGGCGGGGGAUAUGGUUGUCAUCACGAUUUGGAUGGUGAAGAGGAUGUUGAGACGGCAAAGGGGAAGGUGA